Striga asiatica is the source of this 1533-nucleotide messenger RNA. The record is from the annotation of a GenBank genome assembly. NCBI's taxonomy places the organism in Eukaryota, Viridiplantae, Streptophyta, Magnoliopsida, Lamiales, Orobanchaceae.
AUGACGAUGGUGACGGACCCGACUCUCGACGAUGACAGGUGGGGAUUGUUUGUAUUCUACAAGCACAAGUUUUUCUUCGAAGAGAACGAUUACGAUGUCAGUGAAUUCUUUUUCUACCCAUACGGCCAGGAGAUUCGCCGCCCCAAUACCAUCGAGCUGGUCAAGAGAUUCCUCAAACAAGUCCGCGAAUCCAGGGGUUAUGACGUGGAUUGCUACCCGCCUCUUAGGCUUGAAUCUCCAUUCAUACCACUUCAAUUGGAAGAGCUGCGCCAGAGUAAACGUGAUAUUGAUCAACGCUGCUAUGCUAUAAUUGUCAAAGCUGCUGAGUGUGCAAUUCAGAAAAUCAUUGAAGAGACUCAGGGUGACCAUUAUAAGCUUGUGAAAAUCGAGAGGGCUGUCUUUACCAGGAUCUUGGUGAUGUUCUUGACUUUGACCGUGAAGGAUGUUGGACCUGUGCAAACUGUUCAAGCCGCGGUCUAUUGCCCAAUUGGUAAAGAUCCAGUCGUUCACGAGUGGAGGUUCAAACCACUCCGUGCUACAUCAGAUGAUAUGCUGAGUGCUACUUCGGAUGAUACUCUGAAAAACGAUUAUGACGUCAGUGAAUCCUAUUUCUACCUGCCCGGCGAGGAGAUUCGCCCCAAUACCAUCGAGCUGGUCAAGAGAUUCCUCAAACAAGUCCGCGAAUCUAGGGGUUAUGACGUGGAUUGCUGCCCGCCUACUAGCCUUGACACGCCAUUCAUACCACUUCAAUUGGAAGAGCUGCGCCAGAGUAAACGCGAUAUUGAUCAACGCUGCUAUGCUAACAUUGGCGAAGCAGCUGAGUGUGCAAUUCAGAAAAUCAUUGAAGAGACUGGUAACCAUUAUAAGCUUGUGAAAAUCGAGAGGGCUGUCUUAACCAGGAUCUUGGUGAUGUUCUUGACUUUGACCGUGAAGGAUGUUGGCCCUGUGGAAACUGUUCAAGCCGCGGUCUAUUGCCCCAUUGGUGACUAUCCAGUCGUUCACGAGUGGAGGUGGGGAUUGUUUGUACCGUACAAGCGCAAGUUUUUCUUCGAAGAGAACGAUUAUGACGUCAGUGAAUACUAUUUCUACCUGCCCGGCGAGGAGAUUCGUCCCAAUACCAUCGAGCUGGUCAAGAGAUUCCUCAAACAAGUCCGCGAAUCCAGGGGUUAUGACGUGGAUUGCUACCCGCCUCUUAGGCUUGAAUCUCCAUUCAUGCCACUUCAAUUGGAAGAGCUGCGCCAGAGUAAACGUGAUAUUGAUCAACGCUGCUAUGCUAACAUUGUCGAAGCAGCUGAGUCUGCAAUUCAGAAAAUCAUUGAAGAGACUCAGGGUGACCAUUAUAAGCUUGUGAAAAUCGAGAAGGCUGUCUUAACCAGGAUCUUGUUGAUGUUCUUGACUUUGACCGUGAAGGAUGUUGGCCCUGUGCAAACUGUUCAAGCCGCGGUCUAUUGCCCUAUUGGUAAAGUUCCAGUCGUUCACGAGUGGAGGUUCAAACCACUCCCUGCUACAUCGGAUGAUAUGCUGAUUGACUGA